This is a messenger RNA of Seriola dumerili (greater amberjack), 1602 nucleotides long. RefSeq names its product CXADR-like membrane protein. The record is from RefSeq and is a predicted model, not a curated record. NCBI's taxonomy places the organism in Eukaryota, Metazoa, Chordata, Actinopteri, Carangiformes, Carangidae. The transcript is spliced from 10 exons. Bases 1 to 1602 code for a protein of 533 amino acids. Gene Ontology annotation, cellular component: membrane; cell surface; cytoplasmic microtubule.
AUGCACAAGAAAUUCUUCCAGAGCUGGGAGUUGAAGACCUCACGGUUCGGGGCCCCUGCCAGUCGUUCCCACUUCACCCUCAUGACACAUUUGGGUUUGCCAGGUCUAUCCAGCAGCCUUCCCUACCACCUGAUCCAACUCCCCCCGGGUGUGGACGGACAGGGACAGGCUGCGUGUGGACUCGUGUACAUUAGGGAAACACCCAGAACACCAUCUGAGGGUGAGCUCAAGGAGAAGAGUCGCUUGAUGAUGGCGAUCAGUGUAACAAAGCAGAAAGAUGCUGCUGCAUUUGAAUUAGUGAGGAUGCUGACGCUGGAUUUGUCCUUACUGGAUGCCAUGAUGCCCACUUCUCCUCUCCUCACACUGCUCUUGGAGCAGAUCACCAGUGGCAGGCCAAAGGAUCUGUCAAGUGUGGAGAUGAAAGAAGUCUCCAGUGCCAGAGUGGUGCUGGGUGUGCCGACAACAUACGGCCAGAUGGAGAUGAAAAGGGUUGUUGGAAACAAUGCCACACUGCCCUGCCACCAUCAAUUCUUGGUGGGUGAUGAUCCCACUCUGGACAUUGAAUGGCUGCUUCUCAAGCCAACCAACAGACAGAGAGUGGUGAUCACCUACUUUGCUGGACGGGUUUUUGACCCAGAUGAAGCAGAGCAUGGCCGAGUAGCCUUUGCUGGAGACUAUUUAAAAGGCGAUGCCUCUCUGCUGAUCAGUGACUUGUCUCUGACAGACUCAGGAGAGUACAGCUGCAAGGUCAAAACUGGUGUACAAUACCACUGGAGCACAAUCAGCCUCAUAGUGCUGGUGAAGCCAUCCAAGCCACAGUGCUGGUUGGAGGGCAAACUUCUGGAGGGAGGUGAUGUUAAGAUGAGCUGCAAGUCUGCGGAUGGCUCUGAUCCUAUUCACUACAAGUGGGAGAGGGUACUGGACAAAGUCAAGUAUGUUGGCAAGCUGCCUCCAUUGGCCAUGAUAGACUUGAAAAACCCAGAAAUUGUGACAUUGAGGAACUUGACAAAGGACAGCACUGGAGUCUACAAAUGCACAGCCAGCAACGAUGUAGGAGAAGAAAGCUGCACGGUGGAGGUUAAGAUGCACUAUGUAAGGGGAAUGGGUGUAGCAGCAGGGGCAGUGGUUGGUGUGUCCUUUGGUGUCCUCAUCAUCAUCCUCAUCAUCUGGCUGGUGUGUCACAAAAAGGAGAUGAAGAAAUAUGAAGAAGAAGACACUCCAAAUGAAAUCAGGGAGGAUGCAGAGGCUCCCAAAGCCAAACUGGUAAAGCCCAACUCCAUCUCCUCAUCCCGCUCUGGCAGCUCUCGCUCAGACACCUCCUCCACUCAGUCCAUGGUACACAACAUGGGGCCUCGAGGCCAACAAGGCUGUGUUCCUGCUGUGGUGGCCCUCAAAGAAAACUGCCAAGCCUCCACUUUCCCUCAGUCUCCACCUGGCUACAAUCAGACAGUUCCUAAGACUCCUGAUCCCCGUUCAACACCUAUUUGUACCUCCAACUCCAAGCCCUGCCCUCCCCCUAAACUGAGUCCUGGGAACCUUACCCGCAUGGGGGCCACUCCUGUUAUGAUCCCUGCCCAAACCAAGGCCUUCCAGACUGUGUAG